UUUAAUCAUUGUAGACACCCUGCACUUACCGGCAAUGUUUACAUCAAUCAUCAACUCUGUUAUCAAUACACGUGUAUAGCGCAAGUUGACAUACAAAUGUUAUUUGUUGUGCUAAACAGCAGUUUUGUUUUUAUUUAUUAUUAGACAUUUUAUGUGAUAAAACCUAUAAAUUAAUGGCGUCUAAUAAGCUGGAAUAUGAUUCCACUUUGGGUGGCUCUGUCAGUUUGCCAACUCAUGUGCAAACUUUUCGUUACGCCGCCAAUGUUGUACAAGAAAUGCGCCAGCUCAUUGACGAGGUACGUAAUCCUGUUAGCCGUAAGUUGGUCUUCCAAACAUUGCCAAAACAUAUGCGUCGUCGUGCCAUGUCGCAUCAUCCGAAGCGUUUACCUCGUAAACAUCGUGCAGCACAUCGUUCCCAAAUGGCUAAAGCUGGCAAACCGCAGCAGACAAAGAGGCCAUCACGUAAACAUCGUCGACGACCCGGUAAUUUGCUGAGGGACUAUCUGAGACGACAACGCAAGAACACUUGGCUUGAAACACAUAUUUGGCAUGCCAAACGAUUUCAUAUGGUAGAUCGCUGGGGUUAUCGUUUACCACAGUCGAGUUGUGAUAAAACAUAUAGAGCGUGUUAUCGCGCUUCGGCGGAACAUUGUUUACUGCAGGAUAUGUCAUUUUAUGCAUGUAUAGAACUUAAAGGAAAGUUAACGAAUUUCCGUGAAGGUUUUGCCCGUUUGAGUAGCACCAAAUGUGGUCUUAGUAUAACUGCCAAAACAUAUAUUAGUGGGCGCAGAGAGGGUAGCAUAGACUUAUUCAGGGAUGGAAAAUAUCCAGAUUAUGCGCUGGGUCGUGUGACUUUUAUGUGGCAGCCAAUUAACGGGGAUGAGACACUUAAUGAAGAAGACAACAUACGUACAUUGUGGCUAUGGGUGCACCCAAGCGCGCACCCGGCGGUGUUGGAAGAGCUUAUAAAAGUAUUCGAAGUGACGUCAUUGAGUAGCAUUAAAGUGCCUAUAGAAACAGUGGAACCAGCGGAAAAUGGAAGUAAUAAGAAGCCAAAUGAAGGAAAAGCACAAAAACCAUUAAAACCAAAGGAAAAACGUUGUUUACAAUUUAUGACUAAAACUUUAGCUUUCGAACAUAUUAAACGUUAUAGUAAUGCCGAAACAGGCAUUGAACUUAACGACUUAAAAGACACCAUGAAUCGCUUUCGGCUCACAGGUAAUCUAGCGCAAAGUGUACUUGUACAUGCUUUGAAACCAAAGAAUUUCAAUGAAGAUAGUCCAACAACCUGGCUACAUAAAUUGAUAAAACAGAAUCCAGCUUUUAAAAGAGUGCAUGACAGUCAAACCGAGUUUUGGCGAAAUUGUAGUGAAUUAGGUUCACCUGGAGAAGUAAUCUCCAAUAUGAUACUAGCGUUAAACGUUGAAGAUCCACGUUUAAAUCGUCCUCAGAAACGCACUAAGGCAGUGCUAGCGCCAACACUAAAUGAAAAUAGUCAUGAAUUUCUUUUUGAUAUACCAGAAAAUUUACAACAAAGCAUUCUAUGGGACACCGAAGUGCGGGAUAGUCUUUGCAAGAGCAUGGUAAUAGCAAGCGCAUAUAGUAAGCUGCGAGCAAAGCAUGCAGCAGUGCCUGGUGCACGUUGCCAGUUCGAAGAAGAAAUGCAAGCAGUGCCGAUUAUGCUUAUACAACGACCAGGUUCACAGAAUCCACAAUAUAAACGAUUGGGUUACGGCUGUGGUUGGGAUGUUAUUGCGCCAGCUGGUUAUGGCAUGCCAAUUUGGAUGUCGCUAAUAAUGUGGGGCGCUAAGCCGGGUGGCCUACGAGAGUUUGAGACAAUCGCACGCGAAACGGGUACGGAGGAGCAUCUACCAGACACGGUGGUCGGUCGGGUGCUGGCCAAUACACGCCAUCAGGAAUUACGCACAAAAUAUUUCCGCAAACCACCCAAUCGACGUCAAAACUAUAAAAAGCUGGCUAUAGUCAGUCCGUUUCGUGCACCAUUUGCUGAGCUAAUACGUGAUUGGGCCACUGAUAAUACUCAAAUUACAGUUGAAACUUCAAACUUCAACAUACUCCGUGAUCGCAUGCUACUACAACAAUUACUGUUACAUAUACAAGGAAAGAAUAAAAUAUUUCCGAAAGAUAUAGCAGAAAACGCGCUCAUACAAUUACACUUUCGUAUGAAAUCGCGCGGUAACUUAUCGGACUACUCGUUGAUAUGCCUGCCCACAAGAGGUGAUUUCAAACGUAAUCUGAAAAAAAUUAAAAAAUCAAAUCAUGAAGCCAUAUUUACGGAGCCACUACUACCGGAUAUGGCCGAGCGGGAACGUAAAAACCUGCGUCAAACGCAUAAAAAGCUAUUAAAGCGCUUACGUGCACGACGUGUGCGCGAAAAGCGUAAACUGCAGGAGACAAGCAAUACUCGAGUCCAUAUCAAACCAGCUAAUACAGCCACUCUCGUUACCGAACAAUUACAGCGCAUGUGCAAACUCUGGCUGCCGGAGGAUGUUGCUACACUGUAUAGCGUACGCAAACAAUGUCAACGUGAAGUUUUCGGCUAUGCUACAAACGCACAUUUCAGUUAUACCGAAGCGACAGUCUGCGCAGUGGGCUAUGUGACACCCGCAGGCUUAAGACAGCUACUCACAUUGUGCUCAAAUGCGAAUGUGCGCCAGCCAAUGUGUCUUAUGCGCAAUCCGAAGAGUCGUCACUAUCGAUUUGCGUGCUUUAAAUUGCAUUUGGAUGUAUAAAUUGAUAAAUUGUAGUAUAGUUUAGUGGUAUAAUGUUUGACAUUCUUGUGUUUUAUUCAUUUUUUUCUUUCUUUUUUUUUUGUUUAAUUUACUUAUUCUUAAAUUUUCCUUUUUUUUUUUUUUUUUUAACUUCUUCAACUUCACAAUUUGCUAUUUUUAAUAGUAAGUAUUAAGUUAAUAAUAUAGUUCAGUCGCGCUACGCUAUGUAUGUAUGUAUAUGUACGUUAAAGGUAUACGUUUCAGUUAUAACAACUUUUAACAGCAGAAUCUUCAUCUACUUUUAAACUACUUCUAAAUACAAACAAAUAAAUAUGUUGCGCCAAAUGUAAAAUAGUGCAAAAAUUA
Ceratitis capitata (Mediterranean fruit fly) is the source of this 3098-nucleotide messenger RNA. It is a transcript of the gene Pop1, whose product is annotated as ribonucleases P/MRP protein subunit POP1. The transcript is spliced from 4 exons. Gene Ontology annotation, cellular component: ribonuclease MRP complex; nucleolar ribonuclease P complex. NCBI's taxonomy places the organism in Eukaryota, Metazoa, Arthropoda, Insecta, Diptera, Tephritidae. The record is from RefSeq and is a predicted model, not a curated record. The coding region runs from base 174 to 2753 and encodes 859 amino acids. Gene Ontology annotation, biological process: tRNA 5'-leader removal.